This is a messenger RNA of Arabidopsis arenosa, 1080 nucleotides long. The record is from the annotation of a GenBank genome assembly. Lineage: Eukaryota; Viridiplantae; Streptophyta; Magnoliopsida; Brassicales; Brassicaceae.
CCCUCCAUAACAUAUCUCUAAUUUCUUCGUUUCAUUUGUAACCAUAUCGUCGUAUAACCACAGAUUCUAAAACAUGGGUGAAGAAGUAAAACCAGAGGCAAAGGAGGCAGUCUCUGCUCCAGAGGCCGUCCCCGCGGAGGAGAAGGAGAAGAAGAAAGAUGUGGCGGAGGAGAAGAAAGUGGCGGCUGAGGAGGAGAAACCAACGGAGGAGGAGGAGCCGCAACCACCACCACCGCCUCCACCCUUCAUACUCUACGUCGACUUGCAUUGUGUUGGAUGUGCUAAGAAGAUUGAAAGAUCUAUUCUAAAAAUUAGAGGUGUGGAAGAAGUGGUGAUGGAUAUGAAUGAGAACCAAGUGACGAUAAAAGGAGUGUUGGAUCCGCAAGCAGUGUGCAACAAAAUCAAGAAGAAGACUAAAAGAAUGGCCAAAGUCCUCUCUCCGCUUCCGGCAGCCGAGGGAGAGCCUCUGCCACCGAUCAUAACCUCUCAGGUCUCCGGCGGUCUCACCACCGUCGAGCUUAACGUCAACAUGCACUGCGAAGCUUGUGCUGACCAGCUCAAGAAGAAGAUUCUCAAAAUGAGAGGGGUCCAAACCACUGUGACGGAGCACACCACUGGAAAAGUAAUAGUGACUGGAACAAUGGACGCUGAGAAGCUUGUGGAUUACGUCUACCGUCGGACCAAAAAGCAAGCCCGAAUCGUACCCCAACCUGACCCGGAACCUGAAAAUCCGGCCGCGGAGGAAGAGAAGAAGGAGGAGAAUGGUGAUGGCGAUGAAAAACCGCCAGAAACCGGAGAUGAUAAGGAAGAAGAGAAGAAGAAGGAAGGAGAAGGAAAUCAAGAGGAAGGUGGUGGAGAAGACGCGGCGGAUACGGAGGAAGAGAGAAGAGACGAUGAAAUGGCGGCGAUGGCGGAAGUGGAAGGGAUGAAGAGGAUGAUGUAUUACUAUCAGCCUUCAUACGUCAUAGAGAGGAUUCCUCCGCCGCAGCUUUUUAGCGAUGAGAACCCUAAUGCAUGUUGCAUUUCUUAAUUAAUUUGGUUUUCGUAUAUGUCUUUGGAAAAUAUAUAAUUAGAGGAAUU